GAUGAGGCUGGAGACAGGGACAUCAGGCCAGAGCUGCGGCCUUCUUCUUUUCACAAGAGCCGGGCUCGCCAUCGUUGCAGCAGCAGCAGCAGCAUCCGCCAACGCUUUGCCAUCAUCACACCAGCAUCUUUGGUCAGUGAGCAGAUCCAGGAGCAUGAGCAGGAAGUUGUGCGGCGCGAGCAGAUGUCAGGGUAUAAGCGCAUGCGGCGGCAGCACCAGAAGCAGCUGAUUGCCCUGGAGAAUAGGCUAAAGGCCGAGAUGGAUGAGCACAAGCUCCGACUGCAGAAGGACGUGGAGACCCAGGCCAAUAACACCUACAUUGAAUUAGAGCGGCUGGCCAAGAAGCAAGCUGUACAACUGGACAAGGAGAUGAAAUCCUCGGCAGCUGAAGAAAAAAGAAUCCAGCAACAGAUCUUAGUCCAGCAGAAGAAGGAACUGACCACCUUCUUGGACACACAGAAAAAGCAGUACAGACUAUGCAGAGAAAGAAUGAAAGAGGAAAUGAAUGAAGACUCCGAUACACCAAAAGAGGAGAAACAGGAUCGCUUGUCUCGGCAUAAGGAAACAAUGCAGCGCUCCCAGGCUGAGGAGGAGGCCCAGCUGUUGAACCAGCAAAGACUGGUUUACGAAAGGAGCUGCCGUGCUCUAAAAAGAAGAAGCCUUAUCAAAAAGCACGAGUUUGAACAGGAGCAAAUACGGGAGGAGCUUAACAAGAAGAAGACACAAAAAGAAAUGGAGCAUGCAUUGAUGAUCAGGCAGGAUGAGUCCACCCAAGAGUUGGAACAGCGGCAUCUACAAACCUUACAAAGGCUACGCUUUGAGCUGAUGCGCCACCAGCAUCAAACUGAGUUGGAGAACCAGGAGGAGUACAACAGUCGACGCCAGAGGGAGCUACACAGGAAGCAUGCACUGGAACGCCGACAGCAGCCCAGGAACCUUAAGACAUUGGAAAUGCAGAUUAAAAAGCAAUUCCAAGAUACCUGUAAGGUGCAAAACAAGCAGUACAAAGCUUUGAGGAACCAUCAGCUGGAGGUAUCCCCGAAGAGUGACCACAAAGCCAUCCUGAAAUCUCUGAAGGAGGAACAGACCCGCAAGCUCGCACAGCUGGCAGAACAAUAUGAGCAAAGUAUUAAUGAGAUGAUGGCCUCUCAAUCGUUACGUUUAGAUGAAGAGCAGGAGGCUGAAUGUCAGGCUUUAAGGCAGCAACUGCAUCAGGAGAUGGAGCUCCUAGAUGCCUACCAGAACAAAACAAAGGCGCAGAUGGAGGCCCAACACGAGCGUGAGGUGCAGAAGUUGGAACAGAAGGCGUCCUUGCGCCGGGCUCACUUGGAACAGAAGAUUGAAGAAGAGCUGGCCUCACUUCAUAAAGAGCGAACUGAAAAAAUCAAGCAUUUAUUUGAGCGUCAGGAGCGAGAACUGGAGAUGUUUGAUAUGGAGAGCGCGCGGCUAGGAUUCGGAAGCUUGGCCUCAUUUGACUUUCCCAAUGAUGAGGCCAGAUGAUCCAACAGAGGUUAAAGGGACUGUUCAACACUUGAUGUCCUUGGACACAUUGUGCCUGCACUGUCCCUGAUUGUCGGAUUCUCCAAGAUCACCCAAACAGUGACAAUGCUGGAUCAAUAUCUUAAAACUUGCAUCGGCUGUGAGAACUUCCCUGAGAUUCAGAGAUGAGAAACUAAACAGCCACAGACACAAAAGUGGCUUGGUGAUGCAUCACCAAGCUCAUAAACCCAGAAGAAAUAUCUAGACAAACUGACCUUUUCUCCAUGCCAUUGUCCCACUUUUGGUAUUAAAUUAGUUAAUUCAGGAUAUUUUAGUACAAGAAAGCACUUUGAUAUGUUAAGUAUGAUGCCAUCAUGCUAGGUGGAUAUGAAGUGUGAAAUGCCUUUGGCUUCAUCAAAGGACAAUGCGACAGUAGAAUGUGUCCUGCGUCUUCACCGUGGCUAUUAGCUGUUUUGUAUGUAUCACAGAGAAUGUUGAUGAAAACUUUACGCAGAAGCAGAUUUUGAAGCAGUGUCUGAUUUUAAAA
Molecule: messenger RNA, 2026 nt
Organism: Carassius carassius (crucian carp)
Lineage: Eukaryota; Metazoa; Chordata; Actinopteri; Cypriniformes; Cyprinidae
Gene: taok3b
Product: TAO kinase 3b
Exons: 8
Coding region: 184-1500 (438 amino acids)
Biological process (GO): execution phase of apoptosis
Source: RefSeq, a predicted model, not a curated record